AUGUAUUCGACUAGUGCAAAGACAGUCAAGCCACAGAGGGAAAUGCCUGAUGAAACUAUGCAUUCUGACAUGAAGGCAUCUCUUUAUGAAUUGCCAUCGUCAUUUAUCGUUCCAGUCCCUCAGCUGAAGGCUUAUCAGAAAAUCAAAACCCGUCUGGUUAGAGAACUUGAAAAGAUAAGAAUUUUGAUCAAGGCUACAAGGAUGAGCAAGAGGGUGAACAAGCAAGAGAGACCAAGAAGCCCUUCACUGACAGCUCUGGAGACAAUCACAUCUGUUUACAAGAAGCUGACUGGCAAAGAUGUGACUUUCGAAUUCCCUGAAUUUGUAUUGUAG
Molecule: messenger RNA, 333 nt
Organism: Candidula unifasciata
Lineage: Eukaryota; Metazoa; Mollusca; Gastropoda; Stylommatophora; Geomitridae
Source: the annotation of a GenBank genome assembly